AUGCAUGCCACCUUCGCCAACUGCGGCCAACAUGCGUACUAUUCGGAACGUGUUCCGAUAGCAGACUUCGAGUCCGAUGGGAACCCCGUGAUCGUUGUUCUUCUCACAAGAGAUACUCACAAGCAGUCGAGAUCGUGGCAGUGUCACUGGUGUGGUCGAAAUACUGGCCUCGUAUUCUCCCAAUUACGUGACCGCCUAUUCCACAGCAAUGAAGAGCAUGGUGAAGCCUUGCUUCUACGAGAAAAUAGCGUGUCAAACGCUCAUGCAUCGAGCAGCGUUCACCUCGAGACCCUCUUGCUCGCUGACUACGAGUUGUGGCGCACCCUUCCGACCGACCGACAUGCUUGUGACAAGGAACUAGUUCCAGACUUUGCGCCGAUAAUCACUCCGAGAGUUAGGAUCAUGGUCUAA
Molecule: messenger RNA, 411 nt
Organism: Aureobasidium melanogenum CBS 110374
Lineage: Eukaryota; Fungi; Ascomycota; Dothideomycetes; Dothideales; Saccotheciaceae
Exons: 2
Coding region: 1-411 (136 amino acids)
Source: RefSeq, a predicted model, not a curated record